AUGGCUGGAGUCAAGAAAGGUGCUCAAGUGGUGACUAACCAGGAACCUGGUUGGGCAAGUCAAAACGACAUUGAAGAUCCUGCUAGUAAGAAAAAAAGCAUAAAGUCGAAGAAGAAUUUGACAGACAAAGAUAAAAACAAGUUAACUGCAACUCUGGAAUCGGUACAAGCUGAUUUGGCAUCGUUAAAGGAGGCACUCUACCGGUCACAACAAAGUCAGAGGAGAGCUGAUAAUGGACCGGAGCACAGUCGACAAAAGCAAAGGAAAGGUCAAUGUGAUUCAUGUAAACAGUCUGGUGAACAG
Messenger RNA from Paramuricea clavata, 303 nucleotides. NCBI's taxonomy places the organism in Eukaryota, Metazoa, Cnidaria, Anthozoa, Malacalcyonacea, Plexauridae. The record is from the annotation of a GenBank genome assembly.